AUGCAAUCACGAUGACGUUACAAACGUUGGUUUGUUAUGAGAUUAUGCUUGAAGUCCGUGGUUAGCACUUUCUUUUUGCCCUCUGUCACCCUGCAUUUGGUAAAAUUACUGUGCGUUAUGACGCAUUUUGUUACCAGAGUACAUUUCUUUUCAAUGUUGAACACGAUUCUCCAGGAGCACUUUUGUGUGUAAGAGUUUCCCCUGUUUUGCUUUUGAGUUUCUUUCAUCCAUUUGUGUCUAAGCUUAUCUUCAAAUCACUAGAUAUCAACGUCAUCAACCAAACAGAUUUUUUCGUAAUUCUGAUUUUGAUAGAUAAUCAGUGACUGUGCUGUGUUGAAGAUCAAGGUCUACCUACUAGAACUACUUUUCUCUAUCACCAACCUUCCAACCUCCAAAACAAAGAACAAAAUGUCUCGUUCUCGCAGCCGAUCCCACAGCCGACGCCGUCCAUCCCGUCCCUCCCCCAGGCGCCGUCAAAGCCCACCCCGUGGAGGCGGUGGUGGUGGCAAUGGCGGCGGUGGCACCAUCUGGGUUGGUGGCCUCCCAAGCGAUAUCAAGGAAGACGAGAUCUUCGAGAAAUUCGAAAAAUACGGAAAGGUAGUAGUAGUAAAGGGCGUUCUGUAAUUGUAUAAUGAAAUGUGGUCACUAGAGCUAAAUGUAUAGGUCGGGUGUCGUCGGAUGUGGUUAUGCUUUUCCUUACUACCUAUAGGAUCCUAUACAAGGAUGCGGCUCUACAACUUGUUGGGUCUAUAAUAUGAGCUUAACUAACUCGUGUAGACAUCCUUCGAUCCCACGCGACGGGCUACUAUCUAGACGUGGAGACAUCUUCUUUUGCUCUCAAUAUCAGCAUGUGUUUCAGAGAUUCUUACUUCUCACUUUUCUUUUUCCCUAUCUGUCUCAAAAAGUGUAUUCGUGUCAACAUUAGGUUCACGGAUCCAGGUAGCCUUGAGUUGCUACGUGGUUCGAAUGAAUGAAUGAGUUGACAAGGUGGCUCAGUGGUUGAUGUAUUUUUUUGGUCAGGUCGCGGAUGUGCGAUUGAAGAUCUCGAAUCGCGGUCCCCCCUUCGGAUUUGUGGAGUUCGCAAACCAACGUGAUGCCGAGGAUGCGGUGCAGGGCCUCGAUCAGACCUCAGCUUUUUUUAUGCAUGUCUCUGGUUUCUACUUAAUACAAUACUGUGGCCGUGAUACCUAUGGUUUUCCUGUCUUACUUUUAUAGUAAUUAUUUUUAUGAAACUGGUUUCGGAGAAUCAAUUUAAAGCAAUAAUAUAACCACUACUACUCCUAAUAUACGCGACGUUCCUGUAAAGCAAUAUUACUGCAACACGCACCUGUGUCUGGCAAGUCGUAAGAAGAAAAAGUAAUAACGGACUAACACGGAACUACUGACUUGCUCUUUCUAGUCUACAGGAAAUAAGAGUUUCAAGUACAAGAGACUGCCACUUUCAUCUCGUAUGGUUGCGUGAUGAUCAGCAUCCAAGCCAUAGACGUAAUCUCUUGUGCAGUAGCUACGAAUACGAUAUACAUAGAGCAGUCGCAACUAGGUGUUGAUUUUUGAGAGGACGCUACUUUUCCGUGGACACCUUUCAUUUUUUCUUCCGGCAAGAUUGCGGUUCAACACUCUGGUCCAAAGCGACCGCUAGGAGGCGGUGGUGGCCGUCGGGACUCUCGAGCGAGAGGUGGGUAUGGCCGUCGGGACUCUCGUCGUCGAGGAAGGGAUGACUACCGAGGUAAUACUUGAGUUUUUUUGUUUUGUUUGCUUGCGAGCGUGAGCAGUACGCAUGUAUGCAGGGCAGAUUGGUCCCGUGUUAAUUACUGAUCUUUUAUGCUUCAAAUUUUGUUUUGAAUAUUAAACAAGAUGGUUGUGGAGUCCGUCGUACCAGACUAUUCCAGCACUACAAAUUUCAUUCUUUGCAAAUCAAGAAUCCAAAAUCCCUUUUUUCUGCAAUGCACACCACAGACCGCCGCCCGAAGGAUGAUGGCGCGAACAAUUACAAGAUUACCCUGGAGAACAUCCCUGAUGACAUGACGUGGACAGAAUUGAAAGAGUUGGGCAAACAGCAAGUGGAGCGUCCAUCGGAAGUGACCUUCGCUCGUACCUAUCGAGGCAGAGAGGGCGUGGCAUGCGGAAUUUUGGAAUUCCGAACAAAGUACUUAAUAACACCAUAUUGGAUCAUAGGCUUGUGAAUUUGUGAUGACUGAUAUAGAUGCCACUCCUAUGUUGAUUGUGCGACUAACCAUUAUACAUAGGUCUAGUAUACGAUUUUACUCUAGCACAGGAUAUGAUCAAUUUGGGUGCGAUUGAUAUUGCAACUUAGUGCCUUCAACGUGGUUCCGGUUUGUUACCAGAGUUUUGUUCACUCCAUAUAUCAAAAUUUUCUUUUUUUGAAGAGGACGAUUCCAGGAAAAUGAAUCAGCAUUGUACUAAUGUUGCAUUUCCGCAAAUACAACAGGUCGAUUGCGGAAGAUGUCGUGGAAAAACUGGACAAUCGUAAAAUCAAGAAUUACGAUAUGAUCCGUGUCCGUAUGGGAGAUGCACGGGAGCACCGGUAGAUCCUUUGAGGAAUCGCCAAGCCUUUGUUGAGAAGUCUCGGUAUCAAUACUAGUGGUAGGAUUACUAUGCCAAACAAGCUGAGGAAGCAACAGUUCCUGGAAGUUUGAGCCGAGCCACCACUUCGGGAGGUGGGCGAAAUUGACUUGCUCAUGACGGUGUGGGAUCAGCUUCGAGGGAUCUCUUUGGGUUGUCAUAGGAGCAUAACAAAAUGUCACGUUUUACUGUAUGAUCAUGUAUAUGAAGUAGCAUUAUGUAUCAAAACCAACACUAUUAUUUUGACGUAUCAUGAAAGGGAGGUUAGUGAUGUCAGCUAUGGUAUUUAACUUUCAUGUCACAUUGGUUGAACUGUAGAAAAUUGUUACGAUUUCUUAUCGAGCUUGCUCUUCAUACGGAGCCUGCUCCCAAAAUCUUCCGAUCUGGGAGAAAGAUCGGAAAAAACAGGCCAAUACAAUCAGAAAGAAAUGUUUUUGAUGACCUUGAGUACGAAGAAAGGACUCUCGUUUAAGUAUCAUUUGUGCGCACAACCUGGUGGUAUUGCAAUUACAAACGGGAGUUAAUGGGGGAGGCACAGGUCUUUACGGCUGAAGUCAUCCAUAACGAAGGAAGUCCGAUGAGCAAGGCGAUCGUCGAUUUGUGCCCACCUCACCCACCCACACCCCCAUCAAUACAUAGAAUCAUAUCUAGUGAGCACGGCGUUCCAAGAGAUUCCUUGUCAUGAAGACAAAAAAAACGCGCACAAUAUGACAUACAUAUUGAGGACUUGAUUCCGUACACAACUACACAACAAGAAGGACAUCCAUGCCCUGGAUAAACAACUAAAAGAAAGAAUGUCACCAUCAACUCACUGUGAUUACUGGUCUAGCAAAUACUAAGUAAAGUUCCAAGCUGUGGAUGAAAGAAUCUUCGAGCUGACCACACAGUGAUCGUGAGCGAUAAACAGGAGACAUUGAAACUAUCGGAUAUCUA
This is a messenger RNA of Amoebophrya sp. A25, 3516 nucleotides long. The record is from the annotation of a GenBank genome assembly. Lineage: Eukaryota; Dinophyceae; Syndiniales; Amoebophryaceae.